UGGGUUAUUAUUAUUUUUGUAACAAUCCCAAAUCAAAUCUGUCUCCAGGUUGGAGAGGCAGGAGCCCUGGGGUAAAGAAAGCAAAGCAAAAAAAAAAAAAAAAAAAAAAAAAAAAAAAAAAAAAAAAAAAAAAAGCGAAAAAAAAAAAAGAGAAGAACCUGUAAUGUUAGGAGGAGAAUAAAGGUGGAGGGGUAAGGAGCAGGGCUGGUUUGGAAGUCGGGGCUCUCCUGGCCCUGCUAUUUAUCCCCCACCACAGAGCAGCUUCCUAGACUUCUCCUGGAACCCAGGAACAGGAGGGCUGCAAGCAGAGGCUAGUGGUGGCUUUCUUCUGCAAGCCACACACUGCAAGCUGUGGGCAGGGAGACAGGUGUCAUCCAGGCACCUGCUUCCAUCGGAAUGGGAGAGUCCCAGAAGAGAUGUGACCCGCACACAGCGUGCAGCCAAUGGGGGGACCCAGGGCCUCAACAUGGAUGUGGGUCCCUGCGAAGAAGCUUAGAUUUGGAGAGAGAGGAUGGUGGACGUGGCUCUUUCCACCCAUUGCCUCCUACAAUGAAUGGAGCCAGACCAUUUUCACAGAAACUGCCCCAGGGGACGGCAGAGCUUGGCUGCCCCUCCUGGCUCCAGCAGCUGUGGGAGAGGCGCUGCUCUGGGGCCCAACUGUGUCUGCUUCCCCUGCCACCGAGGGGCCCCUCACUCCUACCCAAGACCCCUGGACUGUUGCACGGCAACCACUCCUUUCAUGGCAUUGCUCAGCAACUCUUCCUCCAACCUGUGCCGCCUGCCCGUUCCCCCUCCGUCCCCCAUGCCAGCCCUCUGUCCUUCCUCCCUCAGCAGCCAGGCAGACAUAACAACAAAAAUACUAAAAGGAGCUUCACCGCACUGAGCUGUUUCCUGCCCAAACAAAGGGGAUAAUGUGAACUCCGUGUGUGCAUGUGUGUGUGUGCAGUCGUGCAUGUGCGUGUAUGUGCAAGUGUUAUGAGUGUGUGUCUGUCUCUGUCUGUCUGAGUGAGAUGCAGACAGUGAUUGAGGAGGCGGCCCAAGGCCCAAGGAUCCUGAGCAGGUGGACGGGUGAUUGGACAGGAGACCGAGUGGAGGAUCCUAGUCAGGGUUCAUACCUCACCUUCGAUGUCGCUCCAUGCCACCCUCAAGGCCCGUCUCAGAGAGAGGAGUCCCAGGUGUGCAUUUCAUCGCUCCCUGAAACACGAAGCACUCAGCCCUCCCUCGACUCCCCAUCUCCACACCAUGGAGCCAGUGCCACAGCCUUUGCUAUGCACCCCUCAGGCCUCUCCCUGGCACUGACCCUGGAUUUCCCAUCAUCUACACACAGAGGGCUGGGUUCCCAUCCCUGCUUUUGGUUUUCUGUCUUCCUUCUUGUGACCGAGCUGGUUGCCGUGGAGAUGAGGUUGCUCAGCCUCCCCAUCCUGCUGGCCUGCCCACCUCAGAUCCUGGAUGCUCUUAGCAUCACACUCCCCUGCUCCAGCAGCAUGUCCUCCCUGCUCUGACAAUGGGCAUGCAACACAGGGCAGCUGCAGUCCAGCGGCUCUGCCCACUCCUUCUGUUCAGGUAAAAUAUCCUCGUGAAUCUUCUAGCCGCCCCCCCACCCGGGUAGGGCCCUGGGCACUGCAGGCAGCCCCUCAUCUAAGCCAGGGCCUCCUCCUCUUGCAGCAGCAAGGGAGCGUUGGGUUCCUUGUCUCCCAGCACUCGCUUUUGGGAAAAAGACUUUUCCUCUUUGAGCUGAACCACUCUGUCCAUAUUACACAGAAGCCAUAUUUGUACUGGGGGUGGGGGGGCGAGGGCCGUUGUGCUGUGCGUCUGUCCUUGGGCGGGGGUGGGGGAAGGGAGCAGGGAUUGUGUAUCUUUAUAAUCUUUCUAACUCUCCUGUGCUAAUCUCAGAGGGCCACCCUCAAUAUAUCUGGAUUAUUCGUGUCGUUCGGCUGCCUCCUUUCUGCUGCUCUUACUGCUGCCAGGCUGCACGUACAUAAGGGCCAUUCUGGUAUCCCUGGCACCAGGCACCUUGAGGGUCAUGGCAUCCUUGGCCUGCUUUUCUCCCAUAAGGGAGCUAAAUGUCUCCACCCCGUUUCGCUGGGACCUUGCUUUCCAGAGAGGUUUUUGGGUGGGGCAUCUGACUGUCCCCUCUGCUCAAUGCUGAAGGAUGCUGGGAUGGAGGAGGAGAAACCAACGGCACUGUCCAGGAAAGAGAGCCUCACCAGACCUUCGCCAUACUCACUUUUCAGUCCACUCCAUGUUGAAGCUGAAACUGGACCCGGUGUCCUGGGAGAGAAGAGAGAAUUUCUACGAGGGGCCUAUCCUUUCACACCUGGAUCUGCGGUGCUGCACCCCAGGCACUCCUGUGUGAAUGAAACAAUGUCCUGCACAGAAUUGGGGUCAAAAUAUCUCAUGUUUUCUUCAAGGAAUGAAAGUGUCUCCUCCCCCACUAUAUCUCAUUAUUGCCACUUACACUAAGCUCACCCCUCUGGAAGCCCAGGCUAUGUCUCUGCAGCCAAGAAAAUAAAAUGCAGAGGUCGGUGAGGCCAUAGCAGAGACCCUGGGAGAGCAGCAGCAGGGGUGUGGCCACCGAAGAGCAGAAUAUUGGUUUAGGAGGCCUGUGGGACUGGUGCCCCUUGUGCCUGCUGUCCAGGGAAACAGCAGCUCCACUCCCCAAGAGAAACUUCCCAUUAUGCUAAGACGCCAGGCCGAUGAAACAGCUGCAGAGCCUUUACGUCCCACAACAGAAAUAUGAAUAGAGAUUACCUCAUAGGCAACAGUCCCAGUUUAAAAUACGCUAUCCCAGUGUCCCCCAGAGCCUACUUUAAUGUGUCAGACCAUGUGUUCUGCUUGGUAUGGGAGAUGCAUUCAUGGCGCCCAUAGGUGGUGAGGCAAAUGCCCAAUCGCUCCCUGAAGUGACAUCAUCGCAUUCAGCAGUCCUCCCUCCCCCUCUCAUCCAAACACCCAUAAUUCCAGAUAGCAGCAUGCACACCGGGCACCGCCUAGCACCCAACUUUCGGGUGUGUGCCACUGAUACCCAACACGGGCACACAGAUAAACACUUACGUUCUGCCCGCCCUGAUACAAGCAGCGCUCCCACCAAGGAGCAUGCACGCGUGCACAGAUCCAACCGCAGUGGCACCAUGGACGCACCUUCCUUCCCAAAGCGCACAGCCCUCUUGACCUUGCUUGGCUCCCGUUCUAAGGGAUGGGGAAAGUGGCCGUCAUCAGCUGCCUUCUCACCUCAAUUUCCCAGCACCCUUCUUAUCUCUGCCUCACCAGUCACCCCUGGCCCCUCUUACUUCCUUGAACUUGCAGAAGCCUCUCUUGCUGGAAAGUCUCCUGGUGUCUUCCUCUCCACCUUCGGGAAAAUGCCUGCCAUCUGGUCCUUGCUGUGUUCCUUUCCCGAGACCCUCCUGACCCCGUCAAGUCCAAUCUCAAAACAGGAAGCCCCGGGUUGGUGCCCAGGCUGACCUGAGGCUCGGUAGCCAGUGGGUGUGGGGUAGGGCUUCCUGACUGCGGCCACAUGGCCCUGCCCAGAACCCAAGGGCCUUCAUUAGUCCUUGGCACUUAUCGAGAAGCCACAGCCACUGACAGAGCUGCCAGCCCUUCUCUCCGCCUGCCCUGCACCCCAGUGCCAUGGGGAACUGCCUGAAACAGGUAAAGCCCUCCUUCUCACUCAACAUGAAUGAAAGUCAGUUGGAUUUGGGAGACUAUUCGUGGAAUUAUUCCAACGGUGAGAACACCACCUAUGGACACUUCGAAGACUACAACUGGCUGGAUUCUGCUGCGCCCUGCCACUCCUGUAACCUGCUGGAUGAAUCCUCGUUCCCCUUCUUUAUCCUCUCCAGUGUUCUGGGUAUUCUGGCCAGUGGAGCUGUCCUCUUUGGGCUGCUGAGACCUCUCUUCCACUGGCAGCUCUACCCUGCCUGGUCAUUCUUGGCACAGAUGGCCGUAGGCACUGGCCUCUUCAGCAUCGUGUUGCCCAUCCUGGCACCAGGGCUCAAUAGUUCCCAGAGCACUAUCUUGUGCCGCUUGGGCUACUGGAUCUGGUACAGCUCAGCCUUUGCUCAAGCUCUGCUGAUAGGGUGUCAUGCUUGCCUGAGACCCAAACUGGGCACAGGCCAGAUCCCAGGCCUCACCCUGGGGCUCAUUAUGGGACUUUGGGGAGUGGCUGCCCUAUUAGGAUUACCAGUCACUCUUGCCAGUGAUAUAACUCCUGGCUUCUGCACCUUGUCCUACAGCAGAGGUCUGGGUACUCUGCAGUCCAUGCACGCUGUGGUUUGUUUUGCUAUCUUCAGCUUGUUGCCCCUGGGUUUGUUGGGAGCCAAGGGACUGAGGAGGGCAUUGGGCAGGAGUCCAGGUCCCUGGAUUGACAUCUUGUGGAUGUGGUUCAUUUUCUGGUGGCCUCAUGGAGUGGUUCUGGGGUUUGACUCCCUAGUAAGGGCCAAAGUCUUGCUGUUGCCAAACUGUCUGGCCCAGCAGAUUCUGGAUCUGUCAUUGCACCUGGCCGAAGUCCUGGCCAUAUUGCACUGUGUAGCUGCCCCUUUGCUCCUGGCCCUGUUCUUCCACCAAGCCACUCAGUCUUCCUUUCCUUCCCUGCCCCUCUCUACAAGACAGUCUUCUCAUCUGGACAACACUGGAGGCAAAAUCUAGCUCUUCUCCCACCUGUCAACCUGAAUUAAAGUCUGUGCUGCUUUAAUAAAGUGGGUAAUCUCUUAUUUUGUUUAGAGGUGAGGAGGAGAGACAGGAGAGUGGAGUGAGAAAGAUGUUUCAUGCUAGUGUCUUCUUGUAGGCCUCUGUCUCUCUGGCUGACCUCAGGGAGAAAGUGCCUUAUAAACAUUCUCAGAGCACACAGAUGUUCUGUGAGGUGUGAGGUGCCUUCUCCAGCAUGGAGAUAAAGAGGAGCCUCUUGCACACUACCAAAACUAGAAGACAACGCUUCUUAACAGGAUACUAAAGAAGAGAAGCAGUGACAGAAAACAAACAGAAUAAGAGUAGAAACUGGAGAGAGACACACAGAAGAAUGACAAUAAAACCCGAAGCAGUAGGUUUCUCUCUGUGUGCAAAGUGUCCAGCUUCCCUCCCCAUCUUGUCCUCUCUCUGGCUUUCUUUAGAGCUCAGAGUGUUGUGAGGGAGGUGGGCAAAUCAUCCUUGGAGGCAUUUCUUAGUUCAGGACACAGACCAAGAUAACCCAGACAGCAGUUUCCUAUGAGUCAGCUUUUGCAGGUUCACUCUUGGGCAAGACCCUGAUUCCCAUGUGCACACGAAUACACAUUCACAUGUGCAUCUGUCCUUUCAGGGUUAAAACCCACAUCCAUGUUAAAUGCAUGCUUGUAAGUGAGUGUCAGUGUCUGAUGCCAUGCAUAAGUGUGUGCACCCUGACCUUCCUCAACGCCCUCUCCUUAUUAAAUUCUGCACCCUCCCCUGUUCUCCCGGCAGGGAAGCAAGGUUGAUGACUCACACCUUACCCAAAUGAGUUCUUUCACUCUGGUUUGGAGGUCCAGUUUUCUCUGUGUAGGCUAUGUAGAGGGAAGCAAGGCCAAGAAGUCAUGAAGGGCGGAGAAACUUAGAGGGAGAGGACCUAAUCUGAUUCAUCUUCUGCCUGGAAUGCCUCAAAUUUCCCUUUCAGACCCCAGCUCCUGAAAUAAACCUUUCUUCCCCACAUAAAUGUUUCCUUCUACUUCCCACACUGUAUCCUGAUCUACUAGCCACUUUCUUUCCCAACGGAUUUUUCUGGCUGCUUACUCAUGUUUGUGGAGGCUUUUCUUCAGCCCUUCCCCUGAUGAAUUUGCGUGAUGAUUGGCAGUAAGUCUCUCUGAUGUGGGGCACAACCUCUAGAGCCAACAAAAAAACCCACCCUCUACCCAGAAAAGAUCACAACCAAAGUUCCUCUCUCCAACCCAACUAGAGCCUGGGGAAGCUUGAGCCAGUGCUUAGUGCAUUCACCUGAUUCUAGUUAUUGUCAUGGUUCAAAGAUAUGUCUUCCCUAGCACUUUUGCCUCAAGGGCUCUGCGUGACUCAGAGGGCUAGUGGGUAAGCAGGAGCAUGCUGCAGGGGCGCAGAGAUGACUUACAAUAUCUUAGGCAGAAGGAUGCAAAAGGCGUGCGGACUUCACCGGAGUGGGUGCCUUGCUUGAGGAAGCCUCUAAAUCUCCCACCUCCUGUCUCUUCGCAACCGCCAGGUUCAGCUCCUGAUUGGUGCAUCACAAAAUGAAAGGCGGGAUUUAGGGAAGGAUUGAGACCAGGGAGACAUUCUGAAACAGAAAGGAAGAAAAAGAAAAUGAAGAGAAAGGAAGAAAUUUACAAAUCCAAAUUACACGCAGGUCUUCAACCACAGUUGGCCAGUACAUCCUAGUGUUUAAGUGUUUCAUUUUUUUUUUUCAGUCUCCUUUCAAAACUACCCCUCCUGUCUCACAGUCCUACCAGACGUUGUUCUCCUCCCUUGCGAGGGACUGAAUUUAGAGGCUGACCUAGUUGAGAAGGAGGAAGGGCCGUUGUUGACUCCCUGAAUCUUCCAGUGUCAACCUAAUGCAGGGAGGUUUCGCUUAAGACCACUGGGGUGGUCUUAUCCAUUUCCGCCUGUGCCUCCAGAUAGAAUCUCCUCAUGGAGUCCACGGAGAGAGAUCCCAAACUCCCAGGAAACAGUCUAUCACAUCCCUCACAAAGAAAAAGCAGCGGCAGGCGCCUACAGCUGAUAAGAGGUCAGAACGGGCGGGAGACAAGUAUCCUCUCAGUGAUCUCCUCCUGCUCCCACCCUGCUGGCCCUGCCUGGGUCCCUCCAGGGGCUUCCCUUUCCCUGCCAUUAUCUGUGCUGCAUCUGGCCAGUCCUUCCUUAAGUCUAAUCCUGGCCUCAGUCGUUUCUCGAAUGCUUUCCUCAGAGGCCUGCUACCCACGGCCUUUUGACUCCCUGCAUCACCAACAACCUCUAUGAAAUUGGUCUGAAUCUGGCGUCUUUUCUGUAACUCUUCAGGAAUACAAAUCCUGUUUCCUUAGCAUCCUUAAGAAUUUAAUUUGAAGGUUGGCAGGGACUUUAGCUGUAUAUGAGUUAUUGGCCCUCCUGGCUAAGAAAAAAAAAAUUCCUCUCAGAAAGAUGAGAGUCAGGGAAGUAAGCUCCUGGGAACUCACAGAGCCCUGGGGAGGGUUGAUUUGCAUUAAGGAAAGGGACUCAUUUCUUGAGGGAAGUUUGAACAUCACAUUGAGACUCAUAUUUCAUAUAGCUCAGGCUGUGGCCUCUCUCCCAGUCUCCCAUUCCUAUAUCAUCUCUGUCCCAUUGUCACUCUCUGGGGAAUUCUGAUUGAAGACUUCACUGGGAUUUCAAACCCAAUUCAUGGCCAACUCAAAUUGCCAAGGAUUUGCAUGAAAACCACCAUUUGCUAUCUAAUUAUUCUGACAACAGCAGCCCGCCGUCUGGGCACAAGGAGAAUCGCAGUUUUAAUUAACAAUAAUGUACCUUUCAGAUGAACGUGACUGUUUAGGUUAAUUAACAAGUCCGAGUCCUUCCAAAUCAUCACUAGACAUCUCAGUGAUUUGGGGAGGAGGGGUGUGGAGCACCUGGAGGGGCAAAAAUUUGGGAGUUUUUAAAAGUCAGUUCGGCAAAAAUAUGUUAACUUUCUUCUUUCCUGCAACUACUUGAUGAAAGCAAGAGGAAACCUCUAGGAUACAUCUGCUAGAACACUGGGUUAGAGGAAUUUAGGGACUAUGGUUUAGGAUAAUAUCUCCGGCAUCAUUUCACAUUAUAUUUAGGAAAUCUUGUAGACACGUCUUUAUAAAUGAAAGUACUAAGUCAUUAUAAUUCCCAAGUAUUCAUUUCCUGGUCAUUUGCAAACUUGGUUUCUAGUGCAAGAGUCCUGACUUCUCUUUUGCUGGCUUUCUUCCAACCUUUUCUCUGUAUGCUCCUAAACAUUUAGAGGCAUUUUAAGUUGCCUGCUCCUUAAGAUUUCCCAGAUAAUGUCUCAAGACCCAUCUAUGCCCCUCUAAAGGGUAAUUUUUAUACUCUUUCCUGGUAUAGUCUCUGUGUCCUGGAAGAAUAUUUUGUAUGUAGCUCCAAACUGCAUCUUCCAUCUUUCUGAUCGUAUGGCUCAAGCUUUGUUUUGUCUUUCUAAAUUGGGUAGUACUAAUGCCUGGGAGUGGGGAAUAAAGAUAGGGAGACAGUUAUAGGGGUUGUCUUCACUUGAUCUUAGCCAAAAGGCCGAGAAGUGAUAGGGUCUGCCUUCAGACAGACCAGAUUUGGCAUUUGGUUCCUUCCUACUGCACUCAGUCAGCCCCAAGCACAUUGUACUAUCCCACAGGAUGACUAGGAUCAGCCAACAGCUUGGCUCUUCCCCUUCCUCACCAAGCUUUGUGCCCAGCAGCAACUUUUUCAUCCUUUCAAAGGGCAAGCCUCUUUUUCAUGGGAAAAGCCUUUGCACUUGAUAUCUCUUCUGUCCAGAAUUCUCUUUCCUGUGCUUUCUGUCUGAUGAGCUAGCACCUUCUUAUUUUUGGAGUCUUCAUGCAAAUAUGGACUCCUGGAACUCUGCCCUUUCCUGCUGUGUUCUGGAACAUAGCUCAGACACCCCUGUAUGCAUUUGUUAUGAGGCUGCUUCCAAAACAUGUAUCCCAUGCUAAACCUGCUUUGCUCAUUCUCCUACAAGCUUCCCAGUUUAUUGCCUGGCCACCCUUUCCUCCCAACACUAGAGAAUAAGAGAUCAAGUCACUUCCUGGCAUAUAGUCAGAGCUCAGUAAACAUUUAAUAAAUAUGUGAAUCAAUUAAUUUCAUACAAAUGAAGCAAGAUUCCCCAGUAAUGAGGCAUCAUGAUCCAAUGGAGAAGAAGAACAAACAAGUCAAAAAUCGCUGCAGAGAAUGGUGAACAAAUGACUUUCUUUCCCCUAGUCCCCUGGGGUAUCACUCUUGUGUCAUCAGUCCUUUGGGGCUGAAGAAACUGAAGGACUGUCAGGACAAGAUUUCUGGAUCCCUGGCCCUUCCUUGUUUGGUGUCAAUUUAGGGCUGACAGAGCUGGGGGACUUCAUCGUGGUUCUUGACCAAAUGGAGACUCGAUGUUUCCUUUUCCUUGGGAUGCUGCCGGGCUUGGGACAGCAAGGAAAGGUGAGGAAUGACUGUCACGUUUCAUCCAUUCUGGAGGAAGAGAAAGUCACAGGACACUCCCCAAAGUUUGAGGAUAAAGUGUUCAAAUUCUAAGUCCAACUGCACCUCAGGAGAGGCCCACAUGCUCUUGAACCUGAAGGUCAUUUCAGCCUCCAUGUUGAUUUUUUUAUUUUAUUUUUAUUUUUUUGAUUUAGUUUAGUGCUCCUGCCAGCCUUACCCCUUCCUUAUCUCUAAGCACCACUUCUUUCUCUCACCUUCUGGCCUUUGUCUCCCCGCUGUGGCAAUUUAUCUUUAUUCAAUUCUGGGUAAAUAGGUUAACCCUUUAAAGUACUGAAGGAUGUAUCACAAUUAAUUGUACUAAUUUCCAGAGCUAUGAGAAGUACUGGCAGGUGUAGAAAUGAAUUACAAUGUAAGACAGUGGCAUCUCCCUGGACCCAUCUGCUCCCUUCUAUUACCUUCCUCCCUCCCUCCCUCCCUCCCUCCUUCACUUCAUUCCUUUCUUCUGUGGUUGUCAAGUUCCCCAGUUCCCUUCUGAACAACCCUGGAUAUACUUGGAUGGAAGAGUAGAUGGGAAACUCCCAAAGCCCUCAGUCUCCAAGACCUCUCAGGCCAGGUUUCUGUUUUACAGCCCCUGGUCAGCACCUAUCCCACUGCCAAAUCCAGUUACUUGUGUGACUGAGAGGGUCGCCCAGGAGGACUUGGAGAGAGAAAGUGUCAUUUUCCUCACAGUUCUCUACACUAGUCAUUGUUUUUGCUUGUUCUACCCACUGGACCUUAAACCCUCCAGCAUUUGAUUCCUUGCUUUAUUCAAACGAAAUAUUUUUUAUUGUGGGUAUAGGUUUAUAAUACAUAAUGAUUCCAUUCACCUUGGAGGAUUGAUAUUUGUACAUACUUCAUUAUGAUCAUUUUUACUUCCCCUUCCUCAAACCCUCCCCUCUCCUUCCUUUCCUAGGUCCCCUUCCCAU
Molecule: messenger RNA, 10034 nt
Organism: Fukomys damarensis (Damara mole-rat)
Lineage: Eukaryota; Metazoa; Chordata; Mammalia; Rodentia; Bathyergidae
Gene: Ackr1
Product: atypical chemokine receptor 1 (Duffy blood group)
Exons: 2
Coding region: 3625-4641 (338 amino acids)
Biological process (GO): chemokine-mediated signaling pathway; regulation of chemokine production; inflammatory response
Cellular component (GO): membrane
Molecular function (GO): C-C chemokine binding
Source: RefSeq, a predicted model, not a curated record